Oncorhynchus tshawytscha (Chinook salmon) is the source of this 6403-nucleotide messenger RNA. RefSeq names its product histone-lysine N-methyltransferase, H3 lysine-36 specific-like. The record is from RefSeq and is a predicted model, not a curated record. Gene Ontology annotation, biological process: regulation of DNA-templated transcription. Gene Ontology annotation, cellular component: chromatin; nucleus. NCBI's taxonomy places the organism in Eukaryota, Metazoa, Chordata, Actinopteri, Salmoniformes, Salmonidae. Bases 142 to 5406 code for a protein of 1754 amino acids. Gene Ontology annotation, molecular function: histone H3K36 methyltransferase activity; protein binding. The transcript is spliced from 16 exons.
CUGGCCGUAGCGAACGACAGUAGCAGCAAAAAUAAACCCUGCCAGAAGAAGAAGAAGAAGAGGAAGGGUUUGGCGGAGAUCUUUGGUCAUAUAGGUGGAAAUCCCACAGAGUCACUAGGCAUCCUAGACUUGGCCAACCAAAUGCCUACUGCCGCAGCUGAUCCACUGACAGAAGGAGAUCCCAAGGACUCUCCAUACGCAGACCUGGAUUCUGUACCAACCAUUGUGCGUCCCAAACGGUCUGAGAAACCUGCUAAAGAAGACCCAGAGAAACCGUCUGAACCCUCACAAGAGGAGGCAGAGAAAGGGGGCAAGAAGCAGCGGGCUACUCCUCCUGAAAAGACCAAAGACAGGCAUGUGGUCAUGGUGGUUCCUAGGCAUGUAGUUCCCAUAUCCUCAUCCCCAAAUAUUUUAGUAAACAAAUCCCUUUUCAAUUACAGAACUACAAAAAACACAAAUGUUUUACAGUCAAAACAGAAGUUGGGCAGCUCUUCUGAACUGAAGAAUAUAAAUGCUCUUGAUAAGCCCUCUCUGCAACUCCCUUCCAGCAGACGUCUGAUGACCAGGGCCCUGAAAGCAGAGGAAGAGACAGAUCUCAAACAGGCUCUGCUGGCCUCAAGCCAAAACUUGACAAACAAUAGGCUUAAUGUACAUUCUUCUGACGAUGAUGAUGAUGUGAGCGAUAUUGUUCAGAUCAGAACAGAGUCGUCUAGUAGCAGGGAUUCUUCACCAGACAAAACCAGAUCCUCUGCUAGCUCUCCUAAAAAACAGCCCGAGUCUGAUUGGAAGCACCUCCACAACGGCUCGUGGAAAAACUCAGAAGAUGUGACUCCAGGGUCCAGUAAGCCUGUCAUACCGUCUAUUAAGGUCAAGGAAGAGAACAUUGUCUCAGACAUAUCCUCCUGUUCUUCCCCCACCUCCUCUCUCUCUCCCAUGGACACUUUCCAGGAUGUCAAGGAGCUGUCAUUCAAAUCCCUAGUGAAGGAGGAGAGUGACUCUGGGGAAUCUAACACUAAUUUUAAACCUGAGCCUAAUUACAAGUUCAGUACUUUCCUGAUGCUCCUGAAGGACAUGCAUGAUACCAGGGAGAAAGAGGGCAAGCCCCUGACCAUGCCUCCCUCGCAAGCCCUCAUCCAGGAGGAACCCAUGGUCAUAGCCACUGUCCAAGCCCCAGACGACACCCUGAACACUGCUGCUGGCGGGGACUGGACACCAACGGGGACCAAAAUCCAAAACGGCCAGCAUGCGAGCUCGCCAACACCCAAGAGCACACCGGCCAAACCCAAGUCCAAAACUAAACCCAUCAUGAAAAACGACACAUACAGACUUGAAGGGAAAACGGUGCUGGCUCAGAUGGUGGCGAACGCGGUGGAGAAGCAGCAGCGGAGGAAGCCGAGGCCACCAGCCAAACUCCGGGCCACCAUCGCUGGUCUCUCUCCCGAGAUGGCCGACCUAGCCUGGGGGAGGGAGUUUGUCUCUGGGCACGCUGACCUGGCUGAGCCUGGCCUCGGCCCCCCUCCUCUUCCUCCUGUCCCCUCCGCUGCUGACUCCUCAUCCUACCUCGACAAGAGCCCGGGUACCAAAGUGGCCCCUAAGAAGCGCUGGCAGACGUUUGCUCAGCAGGGGCCGGUGAAGCCUGGGAAGGAUCCAGGGGACCCGGGUGGGGUGGCCUCACCGCAGGGGCUUGCGGAAGUGAAUGGGGUCUACAGAGACUGCCAGGGAGGGACACCAGACCCCAUCAGCUCCCCUGAUCUAAACCUGGGGAUGGAGAAGCAGGAUGACACAUCAGCACAUUCUGAAAACAAGCGGCUGAGGAAACCCAGCAAAAGACUGCUGGAAUCUACAGAGGAGGAACAAUUCUUCUCCCCGAAGAAAAAAAUAAAGAAACCUCUGGAAUCUUCCAAAACCCCUCCGAGCCAUUCUUCAGCCCCAGCCCUGCUAAUGUACACAUCUACACCCAACCCCAUCCCUCUCCCUACCUCUGGGGAGCCAGCCAGCCCCAUCCCUGGCCCUACCUCUGGGGAGCCAGCCAGCCCCACCCCUGGCCCUGGCUCUGGGGAGCCAGCCAGCCCCAUCCCUGGGUCUACCUCUGGGGAGCCAGCCAGCCCCACCCCUGGCCCUGCCUCUGGGGAGCCAGCCAGCCCUGCCUCUGGGGAGCCAGCCAGCCCCACCCCUCGCCCUGCCUCUGGGGAGCCAGCCAGCCCCACCCCUCGCCCUGCCUCUGGGGAGCCAGCCAAAACCCAGGCCCUAGCAGGGCUGAAACAGAGUCUGUCUCAAGAUGUCCUCCACCGUGUUAUAGAAUCAUUAUCCAAACAACCCCCAGCAGUGACCUCUUUCUCUACUGACUCAUCAUCCGAUGGGGCAAACCCUCCUCUGCCCUCUGACCCAGUAUCCCUGGAGAGGAAGAGGCCAAGGAAGCCGUCUCACAAGGUCCUGGAAUGCACCAUAGAGGAAGUGUCAGUCAGUCCUCCAAAGAAGAAGGAGUUUAAGAACCAAAGUGUACAGACAGACGUGAAAACAGAAGUCAGGGACACUCAGGUUAAGUCUGUGAAGAAAGAAGUGCCUGUAUCCAGCGUGACAACUCCAGAGAGCAUGGUUUCUCUGCAGGCGUCCUCCCCUGCCUGGCCCCCUAGCCCUACGGUGCUCCUCACCCCCAAGGAAGAGACAGAGAAGAUCAGUCCUGGGGUGGGAGGAGAGAGCCACACCAACGGAGAGAGGACACCCAAACCUGAGGUGUUCUCUCCUGGUCUGAAUGACAGUUUCUCCCUACCUGGUGAAGGGUCCCUGGUCUCCAGCACUAAGAAGAACACAGGAGAGAAAGGAGGAGCUGCGUCCAUGAAGGAGAAUGUCUGUCAGGUGUGUGAGAGGACAGGUGAGCUGCUGCUGUGUGAGGGCCAGUGCUGUGGGGCGUUCCACCUGCAGUGUAUCGGCCUAUCAGAAGCCCCUAGAGGGAAGUUCAUCUGUUGUGAAUGCACGAAAGGGAUCCACACGUGCUUUGUGUGUAAGAAGUCUGGCGACGGUGUAAAGAGGUGCAUGGUGCCUGUAUGUGGGAAGUUCUACCACAACGAGUGUAUCCUGAAACACACACCCACCCAGCCCCAGAGUAAAGGGGUUCGCUGUUCCCUCCACGUCUGUCUGUCCUGCCACAUCACCAACCCCCUCAACCCCUGCAUUUCCAAAAGUCGUCUGACCCGCUGUGUGCGCUGCCCUGUAGCGUACCACGCAAACGACUACUGCAUGGCGGCAGGCAGCAUUGUCCUGGCCAACAACAGCUUCCUGUGUCCCAACCACUUCAUUCCCCGCAAGAACUACAAGAACCAUGAACACAUCAACGUCAGCUGGUGCUUCGUCUGCUCAGAAGGGGGCAGUCUGCUUUGCUGUGAGGCCUGUCCUGCUGCCUUCCAUCAAGAGUGUCUGAACAUCGAGAUGCCCGAGGGGAGCUGGUUCUGCAAUGACUGCAAGGCCGGGAAGAAACCGCACUUCAAGGACAUCCUCUGGGUUAAAGUGGGAAGAUUCAGGUGGUGGCCUGCGGAGGUGUGUCUUCCUAAGAACAUCCCAGAGAAGAUUCUCCGUAUGAAACAUGAGGUGGGGGAGUUCCCCGUUCAGUUCUUUGGUUCUAAGGACUACGCCUGGACCUACCAGGCCCGAGUCUUCCCUUACAUGGAGGGAGAUGCCAACAACAAGGACAAGAUGGGGAAGGGUUGUGACGCCAUCUACAAGAAAGCUCUGAAUGAAACAGCUGAGCGGUUUAUAGCGCUUCAGGCUGAGAAGGAGAUGAGACAGCUUCAGGAGGACAGGAGGAACGACAAGAAACCUCCUCCCUACAGACACAUCAAGGUGAACCGACCAAUUGGCAAGGUCCAGAUCAUCACGGCGGACCUAUCGGAGGUGCCUCGCUGUAACUGCAAGGCGUCUGAUGAGAACCCGUGUGGCAUGGACUCCGAGUGUAUCAACCGCAUGUUGAUGUAUGAGUGCCACCCUCAGGUGUGUUUGGCAGGGGAGAGGUGUCUGAACCAGAGUUACACCAAGAGACAGUACACCCAGGUGGAGAUCUUCAGAACCUUGUCACGAGGCUGGGGGCUACGGGGCGUCUCCGACAUCAAGAAGGGUGCAUUUGUGAAUGAGUACGUGGGGGAGGUGAUAGACGAGGAGGAGUGCAGAGCCAGGAUCAAACAUGCUCAAGAGAACGACAUCUGUAACUUCUACAUGCUCACUCUGGACAAGGACCGGAUCAUAGAUGCUGGACCCAAGGGGAACCAGGUUCCAUUUCACUGCUGCCAGCCCAACUGUGAGACCCAGAAGCCUGGAGACACCAUGGGGCUUUUGUAUCUUUAUUUGUGUGCAGGUGUGGAGUUGACCUUCAACUACAACCUGGAGUGUCUUGGUAACGGGAAGACGGUGUGUAAAUGUGGAGCGCCCAACUGCUCUGGGUUCCUGGGGGUCCGACCAAAGAACCAGCCAUCUAAAGCACGGGAAGGAAGGGAACUAAAGGAGGGCAAGAAGAAGGUUCUGGUGAAGAGGAAGCCUCAGCAGGAGGUGACGAAGGAGAGGGAGGACGGGUGUUUCAGCUGUGGGGACGGAGGACAGAUCGUGUCCUGUAAGAAGACAGGAUGUCCCAAGGUCUACCACGCAGACUGUCUCAACCUGGCCAAGAGACCUGCAGGCCGUUGGGAGUGCCCCUGGCACCAGUGUGAUGUCUGCGGUCAUGAGGCAGCCUCCUUCUGUGAGAUGUGUCCCAGCUCCUUCUGCACGCAGCACCGUGAGGGCUUGCUCUUCAUCUCUAAGAUAGACGGGCGGCUCGCCUGCAACGAUCACGACCCCUGUGGACCCGAGCCCCUGGAACCAGGGGAGAUCAGGGAGUACGUACCUCCUGGGGGCAUGCCUCUCCCCCACCUCACCCACCCCCAGGGUCAGGUCCCACCCAGGCCUGGUUCCACCACUGCUGGUUCUAUCCCCUCCACAGUUGCCCCAGACCUGACCCAGGACUUGCUACUGCCCCCUACAGGGAGCUUGUUCCUCAACACCUCCCAGAACUCCAAUACCUCCUCCUACGGACCCCCUAGCAGUCCCUACAUGUCUGAUAGUCAAAUACUGCACUUCUCCCUUCCUUCUCCCCCCUCCUCCUACAAGGACGUGAAAGAGGAGGAGGAGGAGGAUGGAGAGCUGGAAGACGGACAGGUGGGUGGAUUAGAAGAGGAUGCAGAGGAGGAUGAAGAAGAGGAGGAAGGAGAGGCGAUGGAGGUAGUUGAGGAGGAAGAUGAGCAGUAUGAGGGCAGACUAGGAGAGGAGGAAGGGGGAGAUGUGUAUGACACCUGGGGGGACUACAUGGAGGAGGAGCCAGACGAUGAAGGGGAGGUAGAGGGACAGGAGGAGGAGUGGGGGAGGGUGGAAGAUGAAGAGAAAUGAACUCUGUUUUACAUCCCUCCCCCUUGUCUUCCAUUCCUUCUUCCAUCUAUCCAUCUCUUAUGAAAAUACUGUUUCUCUAGCUCUCAUCUCUCUAGUGACAUUCUGAUGGACUGACACUGAGAGACAGAGAGAGAGAUUGUCCUGGUGGUGCCAAGUGAAAUACGAAGCUGCCUCUGUGUUCACACUGCAUUGCCUUCCUAUGCCCAGCAUAGCAUAGCACAGUGUGGGAUAUAAACUGGUGCUAAGGGGCUGGGAGGACUGCUCUGGUCAGCCUCUGGUCCAUCUGUUGAUAUGUUAUUAGUAUGUGCUCUGGUCAGCCUCUGGUCCAUCUGUUGAUAUGUUAUUAGUAUGUGCUCUGGUCAGCCUCUGGUCCAUCUGUUGAUGUGUUAUUAGUAUGUGCUCUGGUCAGCCUCUGGUCCAUCUGUUGAUAUGUUAUUAGUAUGUGCUCUGGUCAGCCUCUGGUCCAUCUGUUGAUAUGUUAUUAGUAUGUGCUCUGGUCAGCCUCUUGUCCAUCUGUUGAUAUGUUAUUAGUGACUGGUGCUGUUUUUCUUCUCUCAAAGUUUAUUUUAUUUAAUUUUUUUUUACAAUUGGAAAACAAAAAAGGAUGGGCAGCCUCACUCAGCCACACCCUGACUAUACCGGAUCUGUUGCGUGUGUGACCAUUGCAAAAUAAAUGUACAAAUUCAAUAAUUACAUCCACACUGCUUGCGCGCGUCAACUAACGUCCUCGAUGCCAAACUCUGAAGUAGAACAUGGUUCUUUUUGAGACAAUCUCACGUCUCCUUAUUGCUUUACAUAAAGAUGCAACCCCACAUGUUUGCUUGAAAUGAGAAACCUGCAGAUAUUAUUCAAAGAUAACUUACUAGGUUUCCCUUUUAAUUUGUGGAUUAUAUGCCAGAAUGGAGAUACAUACACAGACAUACACACACACACACACACACACACACACACACACACAGACACACACACACACACACACACACACACACACACACAC